AUGAGAUCAGAUACAUCUGGUGGCAGGGGGGUUUCCUAAAAAAAAUCAUAAGCCAAAACUGAACACAAUAACAACGAGUCCGAACUCCGAACUCCGAAGAUGCCCCUGCCGCCUUUGAUUCGUACGUCUGCCUCAUAUAUAGGGUUGUCCCUGCACCUGCACCUGCACUUCCAGCCUUCCAGGAACACAGGAAAGAUGGAGAAGCAUAUGGCGGAAACCAUGAUCGAAUUCGACAGGCGGAUCCCCGACGCCCUCCGCGCCGCCUUCGGCAUAUACCGCGCAUCGCGGCGGACCACCGGCCAACAGGACGACGCAGCUAACCUCGCCGCGGUGCUGCUCGCGCCGCUCGACGACGACGGCGCCAGCGACCCCAUAACCAGUGACUGCGACAAGAAUCCCAUGGCCAUGGACUGCGCCAGCGAUCCCAUAGCCAUGGGCUGCGACCUGGCGAUGGAGUUGGGGUCAUGCUACAUAAAGAAGCACGACGAGGACGAUCACUUCGGGCACGCCGAGGCCUGCGUUAUUGGCGUGGCGGACGGCGUCGGCGGGUAUCGUAGCCAGGGCGUCGACGCGUCGGCGUUCUCUCGCGGGCUCAUGAACAACGCCUACGCGGAGGUGGCGAAGGCCCCCGUGCCUGGCACGCGCUUCUGCCCCCGCGCGCUGCUGGAGCGGGCGCACCAGAUGACGGCCGCGGCGCAUACGCCUGGCGCGUCCACGGCGGCAAUCGUCUCCCUCGUCGGCAGCACCCUCAAGUGGGCCUUCGUCGGCGACAGCGGAUUUGCGGUGCUCCGCGGCGGCAGGAUCCUGCGCCGCUCGCCAACGCAGCAGCACUACUUCAACUGCCCCUACCAGCUCAGCUCUAGGCAAGACAGAACCAGGGUCGCCGACGCGUUGGUCGGCGAGGUAGCGGCGAAGGAAGGCGACAUUGUGAUUCUGGGCACGGACGGGUUGUUCGACAACGUGUUUGACGACGAGAUCGAGGGCAUCGUGCGGAUGGGCACGACGCUGGGGUUCGCGCCACUGAACAUGGCGGAGGUCCUAGCGGGCUUCGCUUGCGAGGCUGCGGGCUGCGACUACAGAGACUCGCCGUACAGCUACUUGGGCCGGAGACAGCUAGGGAAGAGUCUCAUGACGGGAGGGAAGCCGGAUGACAUCACUGUAGUCGUCGCCUACAUUGUACCUCCUAAAAUAUAGUCCAUUCUUAGGGGUGUUUGCUU
Messenger RNA from Zea mays, 1217 nucleotides. Its product is annotated as putative protein phosphatase 2C 24. The record is from RefSeq and is a predicted model, not a curated record. The coding region runs from base 100 to 1194 and encodes 364 amino acids. NCBI's taxonomy places the organism in Eukaryota, Viridiplantae, Streptophyta, Magnoliopsida, Poales, Poaceae. The transcript has a single exon. Gene Ontology annotation, biological process: protein dephosphorylation. Gene Ontology annotation, molecular function: protein serine/threonine phosphatase activity.